UGCAGAAUUUACGAUGCCUACUUUUCCGACGCCGUGUUUCUAUAGAAUUAUAGCAGGCACUCCCGGUAUAAAGUUUUGAAAGACUCGAGAGCGUCCGGAGAGCGUCCGAGAAUUGCCAAACCUGCUUACUUCUAUUUGCUCAAUCAUUCAUCAUGAAUUUCCCGAACAAUGAUCUGAAUGAUCCCAGCGCGCCGCCUCCAUUCGGGCCCUCUCAUCUGCAUGAGGAUCCGACUGCGGCUGCGACUGCGGCUGCGGCUGAAGGAGCCAGCGGCGCGGCACCCGGAGACUCCGAGUAUCCCAAUGAGGGCCUUGAUCGGAACCUCUACGCCAACCCCUACGGUUACCAAGACCCGACCCAGUAUUACAGCCCUCUCGGAGAAGGCCCUUUCGGAGGUGACUUCUUCGGAGAUGGCUCCCUCGGAGACGGCCAAGCAGGAAGUUAUCCACAGGCCGGACCCUCUGGAUAUUCCAUGCCCCCCGCUGGUGACGCUUCCUAUUACUACCCUACGGGAGAGGGCUCGCAGGUGAUGUAUGGCCAAAUGGCUGGUCCUAACCGAGGCCUUCCACACCAGAGCAGAAAGGACAGGAGAAGGAACAGAAACUACACGCCCGAGCAGCUUGCUCACCGCCGGGAGCAAAACAGAAAGUCGCAGCGCGCGUUCCGGGACCGCAAGGAGCAGCGAAUCAAGGAGCUGGAGCAGCAAAUCUCCGAGGUCGACCAGGAGACGGAGGACAUCAACUCGGCGCUCGAGGUCCUCCAGGCCGAGUACCAGUCGCUUCUUGAGUCCAAGGAGAAUGAAAAGGGAAAGGGGAAAAGACCUGAGAAGAGUACUUGAUGGAUAACGUCUAGAUGGUGAACGGGGGAGAUACGAGCACAUCUGUCAGUGUCUCCCUCCCUGCCUGCCUUGUCCUUGUUGGGAGUGGAAAUUGGUUUCAACAACUCUUACUCACCUGGCUAUAACGACGCAAGAAUACACAGCGAAGAGAAUUCAACA
Messenger RNA from Lasiosphaeria miniovina, 995 nucleotides. RefSeq lists its product as uncharacterized. The transcript has 3 exons. The record is from RefSeq and is a predicted model, not a curated record. Gene Ontology annotation, biological process: regulation of DNA-templated transcription. Gene Ontology annotation, molecular function: DNA-binding transcription activator activity, RNA polymerase II-specific; transcription cis-regulatory region binding. The coding region runs from base 153 to 836 and encodes 227 amino acids. Lineage: Eukaryota; Fungi; Ascomycota; Sordariomycetes; Sordariales; Lasiosphaeriaceae. Gene Ontology annotation, cellular component: RNA polymerase II transcription regulator complex.